AUGGCUGGGACUUCAAAUAUCCUGGAGGUCGUACAAGACGUUUUCAAUGUUUUCUUGGCCGCAAAUUUUGCUGGCUAUACUCAGAGUAAGUUUGUAGUUGUAUUUUUUUGGUUUUUAGAUAGUUUUAGAUCCUUGUCUUGGCAUUAAUUUUCAAGUAUAAUUUUAUUUCUUUCUUUGUUGUUUUAUGAUCGUGCUUUUUAGGUGAUCAAGAGUACGAAAAUGGUAACAGGACUCUGAACUUGAGUAGAGAGGAGAUUCUAAAGGCAUUGGAGAUUGAUUUUGUUCGCCCGCAUCCAUGUAUCAAGUAAGUGUUUGAUAUUUUUGUUGUGUUCUAGGGAAACCUGCCAAAGUGUUGCCUAAAAUGAUUCCAUUUUCUCUUCAGAAGACCCGAUCUGCUGUUAUAUCUCAAGAACACACUGUACGGUAAAGCAGGACUGUCAGAAUCACCUGAAGAUGCUGUUUUUACUUUAAAAUUUCUGCACAUUUUGCAAUUAUGCAUGGAAACUGUUUGUCCGAGCGUUCAAAAACAAAUUUCCGAAUUGGUAAGGGAGAAUAAGAUGUCUUUUUACAAUUAAUAACUUUCGUUUUCUUCGUUUUGCCAUUGUAGAACCUUAAAAUCGCCUCUUCAUAUUGCACUUCACAUCUGGUUGAACUGAACGUUUCCAAACCCGAUUUUCUCGAUCUGUUUCGCCCGGUAAAGUCAGUUGGUAUUGAGGAUGUUGAAGAAAAAGACCCAGAGAAUCCGGAAUCAGAAAGUUCAGCACCAAAUUUGUCCAGAAAAUCGUUCUUUGAAUGGAUUUUGCUGAAUUAUCAGAUCUCCUCGAACGCCGUUUUGUUCAGUGUUGCAGCUAAAUUUUUGGAACUGGCUUCGAAGUUUGUUGGUUUUGAAUUUGGUUUUGAUGGUCAAUUGGGCAAAAGGACGAGGUAUCAGCAAAACAGUUUGCCUCAGUUGGUACUAAAAGUAGGGUUUUAUAUUACCAUCUGAUCUGAAGUAAUAUCAAAAUUUUAAUAUUUUUUUUUCUUUCAGACAUCCAAAGUGGACCACUCAAAGGCCGUGUUUACGAGUUUUGAAUCUGUUCAACAUCCUAAAAAUAUUGAAAACAAGGAUGAUACACUCCUCCAAAAGGUCAAGUUUGAUGACCAAACUCAAGUCGAAGCGCUCUCUCCUGAUCAAAUUGGUGUUCUAUUGGCUGCUGCCUUGUUGGAACAAAAGACUGACCCAAUUGAAGAACUGAAAUUCGAACAAAUGGAUGCUCUUUGCACCAAGGUAUGAUUUUAUUGUAAUUUUAGGCCAAGUAUAAUAUAAAUUCUAUGUUUUUAUGCCCUAAGCUUUUGAUUUAUUGCAGAUUCUCUCUGAAUCCGUUGGAUUCAUGACUUCGGUUGCUGUUUUCCAGCUGCGAUCAAAAUAUGAACGCCGAAAUACGAGGAGAGUUGAGCGCGCAGUUCAGCAGAUGGAACACAUCGUAGAUGUCCUCGAAAACCGUGAGAACAGAAUCUUAGACCCGCGGGAAAUGAGAAAUAGAGUAGCUGACAUAUGGAUCGCGUCGCCGUUGAAACCAGUCUGGGCUGUGAAAAAGUUCUAUGCCAAGGUUUUGGAGUCCUUGGCUUUGACUAGUGUAAGUUGGUAUAAUUUUAUUUUUACACUUUAAAAUGUUAUGUAGUUCUCAGCAGGGUUUAUGAUGUAUUCUUUAACUUUCAGGAAGCUAUUACGAUUUACGAGUCGAUUUUUGCUUGGAAAAACGUGAUCGAAGGAUAUCAAGCCAUGAAUAUGAAGGAAAAGGCCCUAAAAAUCCUCGAGACCCUCAGGGCAGAGCAUCCAAAUGACCCGUAUUAUCUCUGUCUCAUAGGGGAUAUCCGAAGAGACGAGAAUUUACUCAAAAAAGUACUCGAAAUUACGGAGGACAAGUAUCCGAACGCCCAUAAAGCCCUGGGGAUGAUGGCUCUGGAGAAUAAGGACUUCAAAAGGAGUUUCACUCAUUAUAAACGAGUGUUCGAAUUGGUCCCGCUGAGUGUCCGGAGUGUCUACAAUUACGGAGUCUCGGCCUGGGAGAUUGGCGAGAUGAGAGAUGCCAUCAUCGCGUUUCAUCAUGUCACUUGUAUUGACCCGGAUCACUUCAAGGCCUGGAACAAUUUGGCUGCUGCAUAUUUGGCAACCAAUCAAAAGGGAAAGGCUGCGAAGAUCUUGAAGGUAGGCGGGGUUAAGAGGGUUUAGAAAGAAAUCUCGGGUUGUUUCGUUGAGUUGGAAGGGAGUUACGAACAUUUUCCAGCAAGGACUUCAAGUCGACAGGGAUAACUAUAAAAUGUGGUGCAAUUUGUAUGAGAUUGGUGCGGAAUUAUCGUCAAAAGGAGACUGUUUCUUCGCUGUUCAACAAAUGAUGACAUUCAAGAAGGCUUCCAGCGAGUUUAACCCGAAACCAUUGCUUAAAGUAGGAUUUUAUUAUAUUGCACUUGAUAUUUUGAUGGAAAUUUAUAUUUUUUGAUGUUGUUUAGAAACUUUUCUUGGUUUAGAGUAAGAGUAUGUCAUUUCAGGUAAUUUUGACACACACGAAAGCCGCUGAACACACGUAUUAUCCCUGUCCGCCAUUGGAAAAGCCUCUGGAUCAGUAUGAAGAAAAACAACUUUUAAAUGCGUUGGAUGCGGCUCAUGAAAAUUGCACCCUAGACCCAAUGACACUUCGAUUGAUGGCCAAUCUAAGGAAACCGACGGAAUCUGAAGAAAAUUUGGAAGUCAUUCAAAAAUAUAUUGAGUUACUGGACCUGGCUGAAAAGAGAGAAAUGCAAGCUGGAAAGGUAAGGUUGGUGGGAGCUGGGAUAGAAACAAAUAGGAAAAAUUGUUUCUGGGUUAUUUAUUUAGUAUUUUACAAAUUUUUAUUUCGAAUUUGACUUUCAAAUCUCAGGUAUAAUGUAGAGUUUUCAGAAAGACCCCGAUUACUUGAACACUAUCAACUCCCUCCUGGACUCGUAUCAAGCCCGUCUAAGAGCAGCGGAAAUAAUUGGGAAGUCGCCAGCGGCCGCGAAGAAACUCGUCUUUUUCCGGUUACGGCCGCUCAUUUCGGCCGUUGAGAGAUUAUUCAAAGAAAAACCAUCGGCCGAACAGGAGAAUCUUCAACUGGCUGAGAUCUUAAUUAGAGCCAAACUGUUGCUAGAGGAGUUAAAAUGA
This is a messenger RNA of Bursaphelenchus xylophilus (pine wood nematode), 3160 nucleotides long. NCBI's taxonomy places the organism in Eukaryota, Metazoa, Nematoda, Chromadorea, Rhabditida, Aphelenchoididae. The record is from the annotation of a GenBank genome assembly.